This is a messenger RNA of Anneissia japonica, 2489 nucleotides long. Its product is annotated as dual specificity mitogen-activated protein kinase kinase 6-like. Gene Ontology annotation, biological process: MAPK cascade; protein phosphorylation. The record is from RefSeq and is a predicted model, not a curated record. Gene Ontology annotation, molecular function: MAP kinase kinase activity; ATP binding. Bases 248 to 1258 code for a protein of 336 amino acids. The transcript is spliced from 11 exons. NCBI's taxonomy places the organism in Eukaryota, Metazoa, Echinodermata, Crinoidea, Comatulida, Comatulidae.
AAUUACUUCCUGUCUCUACACUGUGUAUGAGCAAAGAGCAAAAACAGCGCUGCAGUAUGUGUUUUGUGAGUCAUGUCCGUCUUUAAUCGUAAGCAAUGUACUUCUGUGAAUGACUAAUUUAUUGCUUAUACGUCGUUACUGAUUCCUCUGAGAUGUUCAAUACUACAAUAGUUGCUUAAUAGAAGCACUGAACUUAGAUUUGGGCUUGCUCAAGUGAUUUUUGUCAUAUCGCAGACCAUUUUUGUAGAUGGAAGGGAAGUCAAGGAAAGGUAGAAAUCUACCGAAGUUUAAAAAAGCUGUACCAGAAGAGGAGCAGGGGAAGCCUGCCAGGCCUGAUGUUAGCGAAACCGUUAAAUCUAGCAUCACUAUUGAUGGGACCAACUACCAGCUUAACGCAAGUGACCUCAAAUUUAUCUGUAACCUGGGACACGGUAACUAUGGUGUCGUCGACAAAAUGGAGCACCAGGAAACUGGUAAACAUAUGGCAGUAAAGCGUAUAAGAGCGCAAGUAAGUUCUGAUGAAGACAAACGCUUAUUGAUGGAUCUAGACGUCACAAUGCGUACGACAGAAUGUGUUUACACAGUGCAAUUCUUUGGAUCAUUAUUUCAAGAGGGAGAUGUGUGGAUAUGCAUGGAGUUGAUGGAUGAAUCACUUGAUAAGUUCAUCAAAAAGGUCAUAGAAAAGGGUCAACUUAUACCAGAAAAUAUUCUUGGCAGAUUGGCUUAUGUGGUCGUUAGUGCUCUCAACUUUCUAAAAUCCAAGUUGAACGUUAUCCAUCGUGAUGUGAAGCCUUCUAACAUUUUAAUCAAUCGUACCGGCCAAAUAAAGUUAUGUGACUUCGGCAUUAGUGGGAAACUGGUAGAUUCUAUUGCAAAGACCAAAGAUGCUGGAAGCAGACCCUACAUGGCUCCUGAGCGUAUUGAUCCUGAGAUGAUGAGCGAUAAAGGAUAUGAUGUUAAGUCGGACAUUUGGAGUCUUGGAAUAACAAUGAUUGAGCUGGCGACUGGGGUAUUCCCAUAUGCAAAAUGGCAAACACCUUUUGCACAACUUAAACAAGUCGUUAAGGAACCUUCACCUAAGCUACCAGAUGGAAAAUUCUCAGAUGAUUUGGUACAAUUUAUUGAUCUGUGCUUAAAAAAAGAUCAUAAAGAGAGACCAAGAUAUGAAAGUCUAUUAAAACUUAACUUCAUUGAGAUGCACAAGGGGUUGGAGGAAGCCACUGUAGGAGAGUACGUCAUUUCCAUCCUAGAUUCAUGAGCCUAGCUAACUCUUGAACUAUACAUCAAAAUAAAAAAUAAUAAUCAGGUAUUAUAAAUAUCUUGAAUGCAAAAUUCCUGAGUUAUAUUUUUUUGCAUUUAAUUUCUGGAAUAUAAAGUGAAAGAUAUGGUGUAAAUUCCAAAUGAAUUGCAAGUGAAAAGUAAGGUUAAUUUAUAGCAUACAUGAUAUCUCUUUCUAUACCAUUAAUAUUCUAAAAAAUAAAAUAACGCUAUUUUUGAAGUAAUUGUAAAAGGUCGGUAGAAUGUCUUAGAAAACUAUGUUUACACAUGAUUGGAUGCUGUUGAGUAAUAAAUCAGUGUAUCUAUAAACUGGAACAGGUGUGAAAGUGAAGGUUAUAUACCAGGCCUACAUUCAUAAAUACAGUCAAACUGUAAACAUUAGGUUGCCUAGAAAGUUGGUAAAAAUACAUAUCAAAUAAUUUACGCCAGAGUAUAUUAAGCCGGUUUUACACUAAGUGAAUUUAUUCGCACAAAUCAAAAUCAUUGGUUCAUGCGCAUGCAUAUUCACAUUUCUAUCAGUUUUUCACUUUAGCACAAUCAGUAGUUUGAAUUGUUUCUACUUUUUGCGAAGUGAAAAAAUGGGCAACCAAUAAGAGCUCAGGAAGAAAAACAACGCUUUCGAUUUACCUAGUGUAAAACCAGCGUGAAAUUAAGUACUUUAAAAAGCUUGCUAGAUUAGACAUCAUGUUUUAAGGUCAACAUAGUGGACAGUACCAGUAUAAUUACAAGUUCGGCCCACUCCCAAUUCUAAUCGCUUUUUUAUAGAAUGGUAAUUAAAUUUAAUAUUAAUUAUGUAAAAAAAAUGAUUAAUUCUGUGGUAAAAAGAUUACUUUAAAGGAUUUAUGCUGUUAUUGAACACAUCAGUGCUAGAGAGCUAAGAAGUAGAAUAGUAUGGAGGUUGUUUUAGGCUUUAAAAUAAUCAUGAAAAACAUUUUUGAAAAUACUCUUAUCUGUUCAUUAACUCAUCAUUUUUAUAAGCAUUGAUUUCAUUAAAAAUGGCCAAGGAUUUAAUAAACUCUCUCAUUAAUCCCUUUAAGAUUAGGUCACUGACUUCUACAUAGGUCGGUGUAUGAUCACUUAACUUGUGUGUGAUGACCCCCAACUGAGAUUAAUUUUCUUAAAAGCAUGCUUAGAUUAGAAAUGUUUUCUUACAACAAAGGUAAUAAAAUAAAUAAUAAAAUAAAUAAUUUAAAAAAAAACCUCUCAAAAAU